AUGGACCUUGCACCGCCGUCCAAUCCGUCCUUGAAACAGGCAUGUGACAACUGUCGCCGACGCAAGAUCAAAUGUUCGCGUGAACUGCCUUGCGACAAAUGCCAACGCUUGUUGCUGUCCUGCUCGUAUAGCGACGUGCUCCGGCGUAAAGGCCCCAAAUUUCGAACGCUUUACCCACUGGCGCCUGUUCACCCACUGUCAAACCGAAACGAAAAUGCACGAAAACAAAGCUAUACCGAGUCUAACUAUGGGUUCAGUUCACCUACGUCGCCGGCAUUUACGGUCAACGAUGCACUCUAUGCGUCGCAUGAUUUAUCGGAUACCCUCUCUCAACUCCUGCCACCGGAACUAGUAUCUUCGCCGGACUCGACAGAAUCUACGGUGGAAUCGGCAAAUGGUCGGAUAUUUCCUCAUGCUCGCCGUCUGUCGCCGCAAAUACUGUUGGCGCAUGUCAACGUCUACUUGAAGUAUUUAUUUCCGAUUAUGCCUGUUGUGCGCGGAGAUGAACUACGAUUGGACAGUCAGCAGCCUGAACGACUCUCUCCGCAAAGAUACGCAUUUUUGGCCUCUUUAUGCGCAGCAACACAUAUUCAACUCAAGUUAGAUGGUGCUACUCCGGUACCGGAGCAUGUUCGUCUUCAAAGCCUAGGUGAUGGUCACUCUUUGGUCUCUGGCGAAAAGCUGUUAGCCGAAGCCGUGCGAGCGCGACAGGAGUGUGAUAUUGUGGAGGAUAUAAGCAUUGAGACACUCUUGACCUCUUUCUUCCUGUUUGCUUCAUAUGGAAACAUGGAUAAGCAGAGUCAUGCUUGGUUUUACCUCUGUCAGGCUACCUCCAUGGCGUUCACAUUGGGUCUUCAACGGGAGUCAACAUAUGCGGGUAGUGAUGUGGAGGAUGCCGAGGAGAGGCGGCGCGUGUUCUGGUUGCUUUUCAUCACGGAAAGAGGGUAUGCGCUGCAGCAAUCCAAGCCAGUCGUGCUCCGCAGUACCAUCCACAAACCGCAAGUUCUCUGCUCUGAAGACCCAAUUUUAGCCUACGGAUUUAUCAACUUGAUCAAUAUCUUCGAGAAACUCACUUCCAAUCUGUAUGACUGGUUAUCUGCCGGAGGUGGUGACGGGCUCUUGGAGAAACCACCCACGUCGGCGAUCCAAUCAAGCCUCUCCAAGCCGAUUACGCUGGAUGGGGUCCUUGAAAUUCAACAAGUGGAUAUCCUAAUCACGCAGCAGUGGUUACAGGCAAUGAUGUGGAAGUUAUCCAUAAGCCAUGCCACACAGCCUGGCGCACGAGAUGAUGGGGUGUUGCCGUUCCAUCUGCCAGUACUUGUUGGCAAAGCUGUUAUGAGCGUAAUCGGAAGUGCAUCUCAAGGGGCGGUUGAUGCGCAUGGCAUCGGCAUGGAGCAAAAGUUAUUCGACAUGGGUUCCUCGGUCGCCGACGUGACGCGUUCCUUAGGCUCUAAAUCUAUGCACCGUCUGACCCAGUCAUCUGUUGAUCCCAGGGAGCUUCUUUGGGGUAUUUUGCACACACUCUCGCUGAUUCGGGGCUCACCUUCAUACCUCUUUCCAUCACUCUUGGAACGUUGCAAGACGGUACUAGGACUUGACUGCACCAUCACUAUGGGCAAUUUCCUUCCAACACUCGGUGCGCCAAUGUCUGACCAGUUCACUUCAUGGGCUGGUGAGCAAGGCUGGGACAUGCCAGCUUCCGGUCGAAAUGGUCACCAAAUGGGUGAGAUGGAUGGGGAACAUCCUGACUCCUUGUCUCACCUGACUGCAGUGUCUCAAGGAGAACUCGAUUUUCAAGAACGUCUUUUGCCUUGA
Messenger RNA from Penicillium atrosanguineum, 1815 nucleotides. RefSeq names its product putative C6 transcription factor (AmyR). The record is from RefSeq and is a predicted model, not a curated record. Gene Ontology annotation, molecular function: DNA-binding transcription factor activity, RNA polymerase II-specific; zinc ion binding; DNA binding. The coding region runs from base 1 to 1815 and encodes 604 amino acids. The transcript is spliced from 3 exons. Lineage: Eukaryota; Fungi; Ascomycota; Eurotiomycetes; Eurotiales; Aspergillaceae. Gene Ontology annotation, biological process: DNA-templated transcription; regulation of DNA-templated transcription.